Molecule: messenger RNA, 5345 nt
Organism: Hyaena hyaena (striped hyena)
Lineage: Eukaryota; Metazoa; Chordata; Mammalia; Carnivora; Hyaenidae
Gene: MROH1
Product: maestro heat like repeat family member 1
Exons: 43
Coding region: 230-5152 (1640 amino acids)
Cellular component (GO): cytoplasm
Molecular function (GO): protein binding
Source: RefSeq, a predicted model, not a curated record
GCCGGGGGCCCGCGAAGCUCUCCCGGAGAGGUGCCCCUCAGGGAGCCUGGGCCCGAGAGUCUGGGGGCCACCCGCUCGGCCGGGCCGCGCGGGAAGCCGAGUCGGGAGGCGCCUCCCCAAGGUCAGUGGGCGAGCGCGAGGAGGGUCCUGGGCGUCGCGGGGCCGAGCCCGCCCCUGGACUCAGGUUUGAGAAGCAGCCGCCCGUGCUCACACCGCUGAGGUGGCCGAGAUGACGGAGUCCUACGCAAAGAAGCUGACUGCCAUCCUGCUGGAGGCCAUCACCGACAGGGAGCCUCUGGUGCAGGAGCAGGUGUGUGGCGCCCUGUGUGCCCUUGGAGAGGCGCAGCCAGCGGAGGUGCUCAGCGCCUGUGAGGAGCACCUGUGGCAGCACGAGAAGUUGGCACAUCCUUACCGGACGAUGAUCCUGAGGGCCAUGGAGACGGUUGUGAGCAGUCACCUCAGUGAGCUGGACAAGGACAUGGCCAGGGCUGUCAUCUUCUUGGCCUCCAGCGAGAUGACCAGGGUGAAGGAAUUGGUGUGUGACUGGCAGCAGGCUGCGAGCAACGUCCUGGUGGCUGUUGGGAAGCAGUUCAUCGGCAAGGUGAUGGAGGAGGUGCUGAGCAAGUUCCAGCCGGGGGCCCUGCCGCACUACUUCGUCGUGCAGACCCUUGCCAACCUCGCGGCCUCCAACGUGUUCGGCAUGGUGCCCUUCCUGACACCCAUCCUGAGCACCAUGUUGCCCAUGCUGGGCAUGGCCAAGCACGAUACGAUGAGGGUGGUCUUCUGCUCUGCCCUGCAGAACUUCAGCGAGAGCGCCCUGGAAUACCUGGCCAGCCGGGACCAGGCCCCAGACCCCACGGUCAGGAGGGACACCUUUGCCGCUGACAUCUUCAGUGCCUACGACAUCCUCUUCAACCACUGGCUGCAGAGCCGUGAGGCCAAGCUCCGGCUCGCCGUGGUGGAGGCCCUGGGGCCCAUGAGCCACCUGCUGCCCAGUGAGCGGCUGGAGGAGCAGCUCCCCAAGCUCCUGCCGGGGGUCCUGGCCCUCUACAGGAAGCACGCCGAGACCUUCCACGUGUCCAAGAGCCUGGGCCAGAUCCUUGAGGCUGCGGUGAGUGUGGGAAGCCGCACGCUGGAGGCCCAGCUGGACACACUGCUGGCUGCUCUGCACGCUCAGAUCUGUGUGCCCGUGGAGUCGUCCAGCCCCCUGGUGGUGAGCAACCAAAAGGAGGUGUUACGCUGCUUCACCGUGCUGGCGUGCUGCGCGCCUGACCGCCUGCUGGCCUUCCUGCUGCCCAAGCUCGAUGCCAGCAAUGAGAGGAUCCGCGUGGGCACCCUGCAGGUCGUGAGGCACGUCAUCAACUCAGCUGCUUCUCAGAUGGAAGUGAAGAAGCCCUUUAUUCUGUCCUCCAUGAGACUUCCUCUUCUGGACACCAACAGCAAGGUGAAGCGGGCCGUGGUGCAGGUGAUCAGCGCCAUGGCCCACCACGGCUACCUGGAACAGCCUGGAGGAGAGGCCAUGGUCGAGUACAUCGUGCAGCAGUGUGCGCUGCCGCCCGAGACAGAGCCUCAGAAGCCGGGUGCCGACGGCGAGGACCUCACCGGGGACGGUGUGCGGGCCAUCAGCGUCAGCACCCUCUACCUGCUCAGCACCACCGUGGACAGGAUGAGCGACGUCCUCUGGCCGUACCUGCUGGAGUUUCUCACACCCGUGCGCUUCACCGGGGCGCUGACCCCACUCUGCAGGAGCCUGGCGCACCUGGCCCAGAAGAGGCAGGAGGUGGGGGCCGGUGCCUUCCUCCUCCCGUACGACAGCAACGCGACCCUGCCCUCACCCUACGCCAUAACCACGAGGCUCCUGACUGUGUCUUCCACGCCCUACCUGGGGGGUGGCCGCGGGGCCGCGUCGCUGCGCCUCUUGAACAUCCUGCACCGUGACAUCCACCCUCUGCUGGGCCAGCGGUGGGCCACGACUGUCCCGCUGCUGCUGGCGCACCUGGACGAACAUACGGAAGAGACCCUGUCCCAGAAGGAGUGGGAGGAAAAGCUGCUGGCGUUCCUCCGGGACACUCUGGCUGUUGUGUCUGACAACACGUGGAUUUGCCAGCUGAGCCUAGAGAUGUGCAGGCAGCUGCCCUGCUACAACGGGACGCCCCAGGAGAAGAACUUCCUGUAUAAAUGCAUUGGGACCACGUUAGGCGCCGCUUCAAGCAAGGAGGUGGUGAGGAAGCAUCUGCAAGAGCUGCUGGAGACGGCCAGAUACCAGGUGGAGGCGGAGCGCGAGGGCCUCGCCUGUUGCUUUGGGAUCUGUGCCAUCUCUCACCUGGAUGAUGUAUUGGCCCAGCUGGAGGACUUCAUGAGGUCAGAUGUGUUCAGGAAAUCCACCGGCAUUUUCAACAUUUUUAAGGACCGAAAUGAGAAUGAGGUGGAGAAGGUGAGGAGCACCGUGAUCCUGUGUUACGGCCACGUGGCGGCGCGGGCCCCCCGUGAGCUGGUGCUGGCCAAGGUCGAAUCGGACAUCCUCCGGAACAUAUUCCAGUACUUCAGCACCAAGGUUCUGGGAAUAAAGGUAGAGACCAAGGACCCGGCUCUGAAGCUGUGUCUCGUCCAGAGCGUCUGCAUGGCCAGCCAGGCCAUCUGCAGCAGUGCACAAGCUGGCUCUUUCCACUUCUCGAGGAAAGCCGAGCUGGUGGCCCAGAUGAUGGAGUUCAUCAAGGCAGAGCCCCCAGACUCCCUGAGAACGCCCAUUCGGAAGAAGGCCAUGCUCGCCUGCACUUACCUGGUCUCCCUGGAGCCAGCACUGGAAGAACAAGUGCAGGCUGACAUGGUCCAUGGCUGUCUACACAGCGUCAUGGCUGUGCCGCCCGAGCCCGAGGCCGAGGACGACCGCCAGGAGUCUCUGUACCUGGACACCAUGCACGCCCUUGAAGAUUUGCUGACGAGCCUCCUCCGGCGGAACAUGACCCCCCAGGGCCUGCAGAUCAUGGUGGAGCACCUGAGCCCGUGGAUCAAGUCCCCGCGGGGCCAUGAGAGGGUACGGGCCCUGGGCCUAAGCUCCUGCCUGCUGCACCACUUCCUGGAGCACCUGCACGUCAGCGCCCUGGUGCCCUUCCACAACCUGGGCCUCCUCAUAGGCCUCUUCUCCCCGCGCUGCGCGGACUUGUGGCCCGCCACCCGCCGCGAGGCCGUGAGCUGCGUCCAUGCCCUGCUGUACCUCCAGCUGGGCUACGAGGGCUUCUCCCGUGACUACCGGGAUGAUGUUGCCGAGCGGCUCCUCACGCUGCAGGAAGGCCUCGUGCAGCCCGACCCUGCUGUCCUCUUCCACACAUGCCACAGCAUAGCCCAGAUUAUUGCCAAGCGCCUCCCGCCAGAGCAACUCAUCAGCCUCCUGCUGACCUUGUUUGAGAGUCUGGGUGACUCAGACAAGAACUGUUCGAGGGCGGCUACCGUCAUGAUCAACUGCCUGCUGAGGGAGCGAGGGAGCAUGCUCCAGGAGAAGGUGCCCGAGAUCGUGAGUGUGCUGCGCUCGAAGCUGCAGGAGACCCGAGAGGAGCACGUCCUGCAGGCCGCGCAGCACAGCGUGUACCUCCUGGCGUCCCAGCACUGCGCCGCCGUGGUGUCCAGCCUUCUGGGCAGCCCCCUGCCCUUCGACAGCCACACCUGCAGCCUCUGGCGGGCGCUGGCCACGGAGCCCAGCCUCAGCACGCAGGUCCUGGCGCUGCUCCUGGAGAAGGUGAGCAGGGACGUCCCGUUCAAGGAGACCCGGGCCUUCCUGCUGAGCAGCUCUCCCGGCCGCGAGGCCACGCUGCUGCCCCUCGCGGCCACGUGUGCCCUGUACGAGGUCCUGAGCGUCCCCGCGUCGGGCCCUGUGGUGCUCGAGCUGUACCCACAGCUGUUCACCACGCUCCUGCUGCGGGUCAGCUGCACUCUGGGCGUCCUGCUGCCCCGGAGCCUGCAGGCCAAGGAGAGGAGGAGCGUGGGCUCGGCUCUGGCCCCCAGGAGCCUCGAGCCCUGCAGCUCCGCAGUGGAUGCCCUGCAGGCCAUGCUGCUCCGGGGGGGCAGUGAGGACGUGGUGCAGCGCAUGGAGCUGGAGGGGGGCUGGCGGCUGCUCGGGAGCUCAGCAGGGCACGAGGAAGGCGUCACCCGCCUGGCCAGCGCCAUGGCCAGGUCUGCAGGCCCCCGGCUGCCCCUGGUGAUGAAGGCGCUCGUGUGCACACAGAGCAGCGUGUACGAGACGCAGAGGGUCACUUCCACAGCCUUCCUGGCCGAGCUGCUCGCCGCCAACGUGGUGAACGACCUAAUGCUUCUGGAGUCGCUGCUGGACAACCUGGCGGCGCGGCAGAAGGACACGUGUGCCAGCGUGCGGCGGCUGGUGCUCCGAGGCCUGGCCAACGUCGCCUCCGGCUCCCCGGAAAAGGUGCGGGCCCACGGCCCCCAGCUCCUAACAGCCAUGAUGGGCGGGCUGGACGACAGGGACGACCCGCACAGCCUGGUGGCCCUGGAGGCCAUGACGGGCCUGGCAAGGCUCCUGGACUUGGUGGAACGCCGGGACCUGCACUCCGUGCUGCUGCACGUCGCCAUCCGCAUCCGGCCCUUCUUCGACAGCGAGAAGGUGGAGCUCCGUUCUGCGUCCAUCCGCCUCUUCGGGCACCUCAACAAGGCGUGCCACGGGGCCUGUGAGGACGUCUUCCUGGAGCAGGUGGUCGCUGGGCUGGUGCCCCUGCUGCUGCACCUGCGGGACCCCCAGGCCCCCGUGACCAACGCCUGCAGGUUCGCCCUGCGCAUGUGCGGCCCCAACUUGCAGCACGAGGAGCUGGCGGCCGCCUUCCAGAAGCACCUACAGGAGGGCCGGGGCCUGCACUUUGGGGAGUUCCUCAAUGCCACCUGCAAGCUGCUGAUGCACCACUUCCCGGAGCUGCUGGGCCGCCUGGCAGCCACCAGCCUCUUCUACUUCAAGAGCAGCUGGGAGGACGUCCGCGCCGCCGCCCCCAUGCUCGCGGGCUUCCUGGUGCUGCACGCGGAGCCCGAGCUCCAGCCACAGGUGGACCUGGAGCAGAUCACAGCAGCGCUGCAGCUCCUGCUCAAGGACCCAGCGCCCCUGGUGCGCAUGAAGGCUGCUGAGACCCUGGGCCGCCUGGUGAAGUUCGCCUGAGGCUCCCGCAGCAGCUCUACUCUCCGAGCAGCAUCAGCCAGGCCUGCGCCUAAACCCCCAAGAUGGGGCCCCAAGGGGCCCCCUGCUACCAGGGAUUCCAACCCCUGCCCUUCCACACGAGGCCACUGGAGCCGGGGGGGUGGGCAAGCUGUUGUAACCCUGGGUUUCCAAUAAAGCCAUCAGCUCCUCGGCA